Microplitis mediator is the source of this 2055-nucleotide messenger RNA. RefSeq lists its product as uncharacterized. The record is from RefSeq and is a predicted model, not a curated record. Gene Ontology annotation, molecular function: DNA binding; DNA-directed DNA polymerase activity; nucleotide binding. Gene Ontology annotation, biological process: DNA replication. The coding region runs from base 1 to 2055 and encodes 684 amino acids. NCBI's taxonomy places the organism in Eukaryota, Metazoa, Arthropoda, Insecta, Hymenoptera, Braconidae. The transcript has a single exon.
AUGAAAAAAAAACAAGCAAAUUAUAUUUUCAAUUUCCAACAAGAGUUCAAGUUUUAUUGCCAAGCAGACGUUACGGUUUUACGCCGAGCUUGUAUGUCGUUUCGGGAAUCGUUUAUAAAAUGCGGUAAUGUUUGCCCGUUUGCUGAGUGCACCACAAUAGCAUCAACAGUUUCAAAAAUAUUUAGACGAAAUUUUCUUAAGCCUGAUACGAUAGCUAUUUUACCACCUAAUGGGUGUUAUAGGUGGCGGUCAACACAAUCUAUUAAAGCUAUUUCAUGGUUGAUAUUAAAAGAAUACGAACUAGGUUGUCAAAUUAUCAAUGCCGCACGUUCCGAAGAAUAUCGUUUAGAAGGGGGUAUAGCGGUUGACGGUUAUUAUGUAGAUAGUAAAACUAAUGAACGCGUCGUCUUACAGUUUCAUGGAUGUUUUUGGCAUGGAUGUUUAUCGUGUUAUCGGGUGAAUCGUGAUAAAGAAUUAGGUAAAGGAGAUACUAUGGAUGAGCGAUACGAGAAUACUUUAGCAACUUCCGAAAAAAUCCGUCGUUUAGGUUAUAAAUUAAUAGAAAUAUGGGAGUGUGAAUAUGAUAAACUUUUGUUGAGAGAUCCAGAAAAAGCUAGCUUUUUACGAUCACACCCUUUGCUUGAUAAACACCCUUUGAAUCCUCGCGAUGCUUUUUUCGGGGGUCGCACUGAAAAUUUUAUACAGUUAUACGAUGCCGAAGAAGGAGAAAAAAUAAAAUAUGUUGAUGUUUGCUCACUUUAUCCGUAUAUUUGUAAGACAGGUAAAUUUCCUAUAGGUCACCCUAAAAUUUUUACGGGUGAUGAAUGCUUGCAACUUAUUAAAGAGAAUAAGGAUCUAUCUGAUAUCGAGGGUCUUGUAAAAUGCACAAUUUUGGCUCCACGCGACCUUUAUCAUCCCGUAUUACCAUGUAAACUUCAUAAUAGGCUUAUCUUUGCCUUGUGUUAUACAUGCGCUUUAUCUUUAAAUCAACAUGAUUGUGAUCACGAUGAGGAUAGCCUUAGAGCGUUUACAGGCACAUGGGUAGUUGAUGAAAUACGUAAAGCAAUAAGUGAAGGAUAUAUUAUCAUUAAAGUACAUGAGAUAUGGCAGUAUGAAAUAGCACAACAUAAUCCAGAAAAUGGGUCAGAGGGUUUAUUUGCUGAUGAUAUAAAUAUGUUUUUGAAAAUUAAAAUAGAAUCAAGCGGGUACCCUAAAGAUUGUAUUACUGAGCAAGAAAAAGAUGCUUAUAUUGCUGAAUAUGAAAAAGCUGAAGGUGUAAAACUAGACAUAGAACAAAUUACGAAAAAUGAGGGCUUACGAGCUGUAGCUAAAUUGAGUUUGAAUUCAUUAUGGGGAAAAUUUGGACAACGGGAAAAUUUACCACAAACUGAAAUUAUCACCACUAGAGCUCGAUUAAUGGAGAUGUUAACAGAUAGUCAGAUUGAAAUCACGGGGUUUCUACCGGUAAAUGAUAAAACAAUAUAUCUAAAUUAUAUAAAUUGCGCGGAUAGUGUAACAGCUUCACCUACAACGAAUGUUGUUAUAGCUGCGUAUACAACAGCCCAAGCUCGCCUAAAGUUAUAUAGUUAUUUAGAAAACUUGGGUGAACGUGUAUUAUAUUGCGAUACAGAUUCUUGUAUUUCCAUUUCUAAAGAUAAUCAAUACGAACCCCCAACAGGUAAAUUCUUAGGCGAUUUAACCGAUGAGCUAGAAUCUUAUGGAUCUGGUAGUUAUAUAUCAUCAUUCGUAACAGGCGGUCCUAAAUUUUAUGCCUCCAUUGUCCGUAAAACAGAUGACAGUACUAGCGAGGUGUUCAAAGUUAAAGGGAUAACGUUAAAUUUUGAAAACAGUCAAAAAAUCAAUUAUAAUACAAUCAGGUCUUUUAUAUUAGGUGAUAAUACUGAACCUAUUAUAGUUAAGUUUGACACUAUAAGACGUACGCUUUUUUAUGAUGUAGUAACGCGUAAAGAAUCAAAGACAACAAAGCUGCAAUAUAAAAAGCGUAGGCUUACUAAUGAACAUCGGUCUUUACCAUUCGGUUAUUUAACGUUAUAA